UUGAGAUCACGGAAGUAUCAAGCUCGUGUCCUACACAACUUUUUUUCCCUCAGCGAUUAUACUUUCUGCUGUCAGCAUGACAGAAAAGACGAAUGGUCUUUGUUUCAAACUAAGAGCUCUUUGACUAAAGUUAGCCUUCCUUUAUUUUUUAGAACAGAGUUUGAGUUUCCAGAUUUUUUUUUUUUAAAGACAAACACUAUCUUUGGCUACUGGCUUUGAGAAAUAAUUUGUCAGAAUAUCUACUCUAUGCCAACAAGCAGAGCACAGCAUGGCCAAGCGAGUUGCGGUGGUUGGAGCUGGUGUGAGUGGCCUGUCGUCCAUCAAGUGCUGCCUGGAUGAGGACCUGGAGCCCACCUGCUUUGAGAGAAGUGAUGACAUCGGGGGACUGUGGAAGUUCACUGAAACUUCUAGAGAUGGGAGGACCAGGGUCUACAGGUCAUUAGUGACAAAUAUCUGCAAAGAAAUGUCGUGUUACAGUGACUUCCCCUUCCAAGAAGAUUAUCCCAAUUUCAUGAAGCACGAAAAAUUUUGGGGCUACCUCCAAGAAUUUGCUGAGCACUUUGACCUUUUGAAAUACAUUCGGUUUAGGACCACAGUGUGCAGCAUAACGAAGCGUCCAGACUUCUCCGAAACUGGUCAGUGGGAUGUUGUCACAGAGACAGAAGGAAAGCAGGACAGAGCUGUCUUUGAUGCUGUCAUGGUUUGCAGUGGACGCUUUCUGAAUCCCCACUUACCUUUACAGUCCUUUCCUGGAAUCCAUAAGUUUAAAGGCCAGAUCCUGCACAGUCAAGAGUACAGGAUCCCAGAAGGCUUUGAGGGCAAACGCGUCUUAGUGAUCGGUCUUGGGAACACUGGAGGGGACGUUGCAGUGGAGCUCAGUCGAACCGCAGCUCAGGUAUUUCUCAGUACCAGAACUGGUACCUGGGUUAACAGCCGCUUUUUGGAAGGAGGCUACCCAUUUAAUAUGAUGGUUGUGAGAAGAUGCCGUAAUGUUAUUGCACAAGUUCUGCCUUCAUGUGUACUAAAGUGGAUUCAAGAGAGGCGGAUGAAUAAAAGAUUUAACCAUGAGAAUUAUGGAUUAAGUAUUACAAAAGGGAAAAAACCAAAAUUUAUUGUGAAUGACGAGCUGCCAACCUGCAUCCUCUGUGGGACAGUCACUAUGAAAACCAGCGUGAAGGAGUUUACAGAAACUUCCGCUCUCUUUGAAGACGGGACGGUGGAAGGAAACAUCGACACGGUGAUCUUCACCACGGGAUACACAUUUUCUUUUCCCUUUUUUGAAGAACCGCUCAGAAGCCUUUGUACAAAGAAGUUGUUCCUGUACAAGCAGAUCUUGCCCUCCAACCUGGAGAGGGCAACGCUCGCUCUCAUUGGCUUCAUCGGCCUGAAAGGAUCCAUUUUAUCAGCCACGGAGCUCCAGGCACGAUGGGCCACACGAGUAUUCAAAGGACUCUGUAAGAUACCCCCAUCCCAAAAGUUGAUGGCUGAGAUUACUAAAAAGGAGCAGCUCACAGAGAGGGGUAUGAUGAAAGAUACCAGUGAAGACAAACUCGACUUCAUUUCCUACCUGGAUGACCUUGCUGCCUGCAUAGGCGCGAAGCCCAAUGUCCCAUUUCUCUUCCUCAAGGAUCCCAGACUAGCUUGGGAAGUCUUUUUUGGACCGUGUACUCCUUACCAGUAUCGCCUAACAGGCCCUGGAAAAUGGGAUGGAGCCAGAAAUGCCAUCCUGACCCAGUGGGACAGGACGAUGAAACCCUUAAAAACUCGAUUUGUUCCCGAUUCCUCCAAGCCUGUCUCCAUGUCACAUUACUUAAAAGCUUGGGGGGCAUCUGUCCUACUUGCCUCUCUUCUGCUGAUCUUCAGAUCUUCGCCUUUAUUCAAAUUGGUGCGAGAUAAACUACAGGAUAGAAUUUCCCCUUAUUUACCAGUUAGUAUCUGGUGAGCAUGAAUCUGAUUGACCACAAGGGUUGCACUAAAUCAUGUUGAUCGUGUCUCCUGAUAUCUUGUGCAACCCUUCUCUCCUCGCCACCAUAGCUGCGAUCACCCAAGGUCAGGUCCAGUCACCUCCUAUCUGAAUUAUUGUACCUUCUUCUCUGGUCUCAGUACCUCCUUUCUUGCCUCCCUUUCCAAUCCUUAUCCUACUCUGCUACCUAAGCAAUUAUUCUAAAAUGAAAAUAUUGUCAUUGUUCCCAUCAAGAUCCUGGUUGGGAAUAAGACGGCACUCAAACUAUGUAAUUUGUGGAAAUUUUAAUAUAGGGAUUAUUUAAAAACUUUGGCAGAUUGUAGAGAAAUCAUAUGGAUAAUGAAAUACCCCCAGACUGGUAAUAGCGAGGUAUUUUUACCAUCCCUAGGCCUAAUGAGGCAGGGGGUGAAAGCAAUUAUGAGAGAAAGAAGGAGAGAUUGACAAUGUGGAGGGGCCACCUCGCAAGAGCUAUGACCUUCAGCUGACAGAUGAAGGCAGUCUGGGGUGCCCCCACAAGUACAGAGCUGGGGAAAUAAGUUGCCUGACCUUAUUCUCUUCCCUCUCUCUGAUCCCCUGCCCUUGCUCCCCAAUGUUCUAACCCAAUCAAAACUCAGAGGGCAAGGUUGCUAGCUGUUGUGGAUUGAAUUGUGUUCCCCAAAAAGACAUAUCCAAGUCCUAACUCUGACAUCUGGGAAUGUGGCCUUAUUUGGAAAUAGGAUCUUUGCCAAUGGAAUCAAGUUAAGAUGAGAUCAUACUGUAGUUUGCACUAGAUCCAAUAUGACCGAUGUCCUUAUAAAAAGAGGAUAAAACAGAUAGACACAGACAUGGUGGAGGAUUCCAUUGUGUGUCUACAAUCUAAGGAUCGCCAAGCAAGCAAACACGGGAAACUAGAAUGAGGCAUGGAACAGACUUUCCCUCAAAACCUCUUGAGGGAACCAACCCUGCUAACACCUGGAUUCCAGACUUCUAGCCUCCAGAAAAGUGAAAGAAUAAGCCACCUGGCUUGUGGUACUUGUGGUACAGCAAUCCUAGGAAACUAAUACACCAACUGAUGUCGUCCGUGGAGCUCAGCCUCCUCAGGCACGGAGCAGAGUGAAGAUGACAGACGGUGCACGUGGAACGGCAAGCAGAAGGAUCCAGCGCAGACGUGUUGCUUUCCAGUUUACAGUCCUUCAGUUUCUCCCUUGAUUAGAGAUAACAGUCCAAAUUCCUUGACCUAGAAGAGGAGACCCUUCAUGAUGAGUCCCUUUGCCCAGGUCGCCAGCAUCCUGUCCUGCAGCUCCCCACCACCCCAUCUCAAACUCUACCACCCAGUGCUACCAAACAACGAAAUGUCAUAGCUCCUCACUUUGGCACAAGCCGCUGUCUCUGCCAGGCACGAGGAUCUACCCCUGACUAUUUGUCUUUCAAGAGAGAGCUCAGUGUUCUCCCUCUGUGAAGCCUGCCCUGAACCCCGAAAGGAGAGUUGACCACCCUGCAUAGUGAAUGCCCCUCAGGUACUGCUGUUGUUGCUCUUUUCUUACUGUAGUAUAAUUUUGUUUUUGUGUCUGUCUGCCUAUAAGUGGUGAGUUCCUGAGAGAAACCAUGUCUUGUUCAGAUAAAACAAUGUCUGAUACAAAGUAUUGCUAAAUAAAUAUUUGAUG
Messenger RNA from Equus quagga, 3606 nucleotides. Its product is annotated as dimethylaniline monooxygenase [N-oxide-forming] 4. Gene Ontology annotation, molecular function: N,N-dimethylaniline monooxygenase activity; flavin adenine dinucleotide binding; NADP binding. The transcript is spliced from 9 exons. The coding region runs from base 269 to 1942 and encodes 557 amino acids. The record is from RefSeq and is a predicted model, not a curated record. Lineage: Eukaryota; Metazoa; Chordata; Mammalia; Perissodactyla; Equidae.